Aureobasidium vineae is the source of this 987-nucleotide messenger RNA. The record is from the annotation of a GenBank genome assembly. Lineage: Eukaryota; Fungi; Ascomycota; Dothideomycetes; Dothideales; Saccotheciaceae.
AUGGAUGUCGCCAGAGCCUUCGUUACAGGCCAUCCGAUGCAGGAUGUUGCUGACAUUGUGCGUUGCAACCACUGCAAACGCCCGGUACUCCGACACAAAGCCAAGGCACAUAUCGAGGAGUGUAUCCAGAAGAAGCAAGAAAAGCAGCGCAAGAAGAAGGAAGCCAAGGACGCCCGCGACGCCGCCGCGCGUAGAGCUGAACGAGAAAACGCCGACAGUGAAUCCGAAGACGAGGACAUCACCAUGGCUUCCAAGACGGCCGGCAAGACCGACGGCACCUCGGGCAAGAAGCGCAAGGCCGAGGACACAACCGAAGGCGCAAAGAAGAAGAAAAAGAAGGACGAGCCAAAGACCAAGGCUCCUCGCCCAAAGGCUCCUGUCGAUGUCGAGAAGCAGUGUGGUGUUCCUCUCGCCAACGGCGCUCAGUGCGCUCGCAGUCUGACAUGCAAGAGCCACAGCAUGGGUGCCAAGCGCGCCGUGCCAGGAAGAAGCGCUCCUUACGACAAGCUGCUGGCCGAGUACCAGCGCAAGAACCAGGCUAAGCUGCAGAGUACGUCUCUCUCGUCAUGUCUAUCUCCCACCACAACAUGCGCUAACUCUCACCCAAGANNACAAGCCCUCGAAGCCCAGCAACCAUUCCAAGACGACGAAUUCGCCCAUGCCGGUCCCAUCGACUCAGACGAAGAAAAAGACCUUGUCCUUGCCGCCAUCGCUCGUUCACAGCCACGCCCACUCUGGCAGGCUCAGCCCGUUCCCCUCAAACGCAAAUACCAAUACGUACGUCUCAGGGAGAUGAUGAGCAGCGCGCUGGGCGGAAAGGGGCUUGGUCUCUUCCGCACCGGCCCUCCACCUGACGAAUACAACAACAAUCUCAUGAAUGGCUUGGAUGCUAUGAACGCAACCCCAGACAACAGCGACAGAAGAAUGAGCGGCGUGCAACGAACAAUGGCAGGAACACACUCCCGCAAGACGAGUGGCGUUCCCUGA